AUGGGUAAGUUUAAGAAAACCCAGAAAAUCGUAAAACUGAAACGAGUUAUAAAUCCAAACGAUAAAAGGAUUAUUCAGAAUAAUAAAAUAAAACAAGCAGAAGAAGAAAAAAAGAAGAAAAAAAAAGAGAGUGAACAAUUAAAACAAAUAGAAGUAAUUGACAGUAAUUUAUUUUUUAAUUAUAAUGAAAAUUUAUGUCCACCAUAUAAUAUAAUCCUAGAUACGAAUUUUAUAAAUUCGAGUAUACAAUAUAAAAUUGAUAUAAUAAAAGGAUGUUCUGAGGUUCUACUAGCCAAAUGUAAUAUCUUUGUAACAGAUUGUGUAGUAGCAGAAAUGGAAAAGUUAGGACAACGAUAUUCUUUAGGAUUAAAAUUAAUAAAGGAUCCACGUUUUCAAAGAUUAACUUGUAAUCAUAAAGGUACAUAUGCAGAUGAUUGCAUAGUUAAUCGAGUUAAAGAAAGUCGUUGUUAUAUUAUUGCAACAAAUGAUAGAGAUCUUAAAAUAAGAUUAAGAAAAAUACCAGGAGUUCCUAUUUUAUAUGCUAAAAAUUUUAAAUAUAAAAUCGAAAGACUUCCAGAUAAUAUACUUAUUUCAUAA
This is a messenger RNA of Plasmodium adleri (nom. inval.), 597 nucleotides long. RefSeq names its product rRNA-processing protein FCF1,putative. Gene Ontology annotation, cellular component: nucleolus; small-subunit processome. The transcript has 2 exons. Bases 1 to 597 code for a protein of 198 amino acids. The record is from RefSeq and is a predicted model, not a curated record. NCBI's taxonomy places the organism in Eukaryota, Apicomplexa, Aconoidasida, Haemosporida, Plasmodiidae.